UGCUCACGCAGAGGAGGGCUUCACAGAGGGAAGAAGGACAGAGCCCUGCUGAGCUGCUGGUCAAAGGAGAGAUCCAACUCCACUGGGUCAACGCUCUCUACUCAACUCUGCACUUUUUCAAUUUUUACAGAGAAACACAUCUCUUGUGAAGAUUUUUCUUUUUUUUUAACCAAAAAAAAAAAAUGGCAAAACUCAUCCUAAGCGUGGCGGUUCUGGGGGUCGUGCUGCUGCUCUGCUCACAGACGUGGGCCCAGAAUCCCAGGAAGAGGCUGGCGCCGCCGAAGACCCCCAAAGCUCAGUGCUGCGACGAGGUGCGCUCCCUCAAAGUCCAGGUGGCCAACCUGACCAGCAUCCUGGAGGAGCUGGGCCGCAAGCAGGAGAGCGACCUGAUGAACGUCGUGAGGCAGAUCAUGGAGCUGGACCAGCAGAACCGGCAGCAGGAAGCCCGGGUCACCGAGGCGGAGAGCAAGUACUCCGAGAUCAACAACCGCGUGGAGAUCAUGCAGCUGCAGACCCUCCAGUCCGCCACGCAGACCUCGUCAGAUGCCACAUAUGACUGCGCAUCACUCUUCACCAAGAGCUACAAGAUAUCUGGCGAGUACAAACUGCCCAAGGAUGAGUUUCUGGGUACACCUGAACUCAGCGUCUUCUGUGAUAUGGAGACAAAUGGAGGUGGCUGGACUGUGAUUCAAAGACGCAAGAUCGGCCUGACCUCCUUCCACAGAGACUGGAAGCAGUACAAGAGCGGAUUUGGAUCCAUCCGUGGAGACUUCUGGCUGGGCAAUGACCACAUCUUCCGCCUAACAAGGCAGCCCAGUGUGCUGCGGAUCGAGCUGGAGGACUGGGAGGGAGAGACGCGCUAUGCUGAGUACGGCUUUUUCACUGUGAGUAAUGAGCUCAACAGCUACAAGCUCUUCCUCGCCAACUAUAGUGGAAACGCCGGAGACUCCCUACGCUACCACAACAACACCAACUUCAGCACCAUCAACAAGGACAACGACAAGUGCGUGGAUCACUGCGCCUCCCUGCGCAAAGGUGGUUAUUGGUACAACUGCUGCACCGACUCAAAUCUGAAUGGCGUAUUUUACCGCUACGGUGAGCACACAAAGAGCACAGAUGGGAUCACUUGGUACGGCUGGCACGGGCCCAACUACUCCCUGAAGAGAGUGGAGAUGAAGGUCCGGCCCGUGGGUUUUCAGCCAUAAGAGCUUCAGCUGUGUGCCCCUGGAUCGAGAUCAUACGCAUGAAUGCCGAGAGCGCUCGCUAAUACCUGCUCAACCCAAGCCGUGGCUUUCCCCUCGACGGCCACAGGAAUGCAUUUGCCGGUUUUGAUGGUCUGGUUAAAAACUUCAGUCAGAUGAAUGUGCUAAUGACGUUGCCGUGUUUGAUUGUAUAUUGUAGUUAAUGUUUGUGUAUUUAUCAGUAAGAUAUUUUAUUUUUUAAAAGCUUGGAUAGAUGCUCUUUUACCACUGUCCCCAGCGGGUAACUGGACUUUUGAUUGCUCCCCUCAGCCGUCCUGAAAGCACUAGGUCGUAUGUUUAGUUAACGCGAGCAUGAAUCGUCCCAGACCGGUUCAGCUAUAAAUCAUUAAGGACUGCGAGGAACUCAUUAAAGAGGAUCUUUGUGAGUUGCUGGGAUGGGGCCAACCAUCCAAAACUAUUUCCUAUAAAUUACGCUGCAUUUUGUUUUUCCUCCUCUCCUUUUGUAAAAUCCUAACCUUUCAUGUUGGAAAUGUGGAAUUUGUAAAAUGUGUACAGCUCUGUAAUUAUGUUGUUUUAUGUGAUAGAAAAUAAAAAAAAUAUUUUUUAAAGGAAA
Salarias fasciatus (jewelled blenny) is the source of this 1815-nucleotide messenger RNA. It is a transcript of the gene angptl7, whose product is annotated as angiopoietin-like 7. Bases 183 to 1205 code for a protein of 340 amino acids. Gene Ontology annotation, biological process: blood coagulation. The record is from RefSeq and is a predicted model, not a curated record. The transcript has 5 exons. Lineage: Eukaryota; Metazoa; Chordata; Actinopteri; Blenniiformes; Blenniidae.